This is a messenger RNA of Salmo salar (Atlantic salmon), 4466 nucleotides long. Its product is annotated as F-BAR and double SH3 domains protein 2. Gene Ontology annotation, biological process: neuromuscular synaptic transmission; regulation of actin filament polymerization. Lineage: Eukaryota; Metazoa; Chordata; Actinopteri; Salmoniformes; Salmonidae. The record is from RefSeq and is a predicted model, not a curated record. Gene Ontology annotation, molecular function: protein binding. Gene Ontology annotation, cellular component: neuromuscular junction; recycling endosome.
UCCCCACGAAAAGUCCCGUGCACUUCCUCAGCGUGCCGCCAUCCCCCGUCUCUCCUCCACCGGAAACCCCGCUGAAUCGCAAACUUUGCUUUUAUGUUCCCGGAGGCAGUCGAUUUUCAACAGGACUUCAUCGGUGUGUUGAGUUGGGUCGUCAUGGCCGCCUGAACCAGACUAAAUUCACCCAGUGCGUGGUUCUCAUUCUGUAAUUUACAUACAACAUACAAAAUUUACAUUGCGGAUUAACUCCAAUAUUUGUUAGGGGGGAAAACAAUUCCAUGUAAAAAUUCUGACAUGCAGCCUCCGCCAAGAAAGGUCAAGGUUACCCAGGAGCUAAAGCACGCUCAUGCUGAGCAGAUGAGCAGACUACAAAUCAAACACCAGACAGAGUGUGACCUACUAGAGGACCUGAAGACAUUCAGUCAGAAGAAAGCCGCUGUAGAGAGGGACUAUGCCCAGGCUCUACACAAGCUGGCCAAUCAGUACCUGAAGAGGGAAUGGCCAGACAGCCUAUCAGAGGAGCCAACAGACCACGGGAACAUGUACACGUUGUGGAAGGCAUACCUGGAGGGCAUAGUGCAAGUGAGCCAAACCAGAAUCACGGCCUGUGAGAACUACAGGAACCAAGUGUCGGACCCUGCCAAAACUGCCAGGCUGCAGAAGGAGCAGCAGCUCAGGAAGUGUAUUGACCAGCUGAUGCUGGUGCAGGCGGAGCUGCAGGACUCGGUGAAGGAGCUGGCUAAGACCAGGAAGAAGUACCAGGAGACAGAAACCAUGGCCCAGGCCGUCAGGGACAAGGCCGAGCAGGACGCCAAGUCCAAACUGAGUCUCUUCCAAUCCAGGUCCAGUCUGCAGAGGGCAAGUGUAAAGCUGAAAGCCAAGAGGAGUGAGUGUAACUCCAAAGCCACCCGUGCCAGGAACGACUAUCUCCUCACGCUAGCUGCGGCUAACGCUCACCAGCAGCGCUACUACGACACUGACCUGAUCGACUGCAUUAAGGUCCUGGAUGGGAGCAUCUAUGAGCAGGUGAAGGACUAUCUGGUCUCUCUGUGCCAGAUGGAGCUUGAGUCCUACCAGGUUGUUCACAACACUUUCAACAUCCUCCUGGAGAGCUCCAAUGGGAUGAUGCAGGACUUCCACCAGCAGCAGUUUGUACAGCAGAACCAAGUUUUCCACAGUACCCCAGCCAUCCUCUUCCAGCCCAUCAACACUGACACGGUGGGACAGUUGCAGAAGGAGAGUGGCACAGUGGAGGAGCACAGUCUGGAUAAGGAGGCACGGAAGUGGGCGACCCGAGUGGCACGAGAACACAAGAGCAUCAUCCACAGUCAGAGGGCCCUGGAGGACUAUGGGACCCAACAGGGGCUGUCGGAGCAGAACCGCAGUGAGCUAGAGCUCAAGAUGGAGGAGGCCAGGGAGAACCUGCGGAGAGCAGAGACCGUGAAGCUGAAGGCGGAUGCUCGUCUGGCUCUACUGAGAGAGGCAGGCAUCACAGUGGAGACGUGGCUGAAGAGCGCCAUGAACCAGGUGAUGGAGGAGCUGGAGAACGAGCGGUGGGCCAACCUAAAUGCCCAUGAUCUUUCACUCUCCGGUACAGGUGACCUAGAGAGGGAGGAGGAUGAAGAUAGUGGAGAGGUGUUGGACGACAGCAGCUCCAGCCCCUCCAGUACCCUCAGGAACUACCCCCUCACCUGCAAAGUGCUCUACUCAUACAACGCGUCUCAGCCAGACGAGCUGACCAUCGAGGAACAGGAGGUGCUGGAGGUUAUCGAUGAUGGGGACAUGGAGGACUGGGUCAAGGCCAGGAACCAGACGGGCCAGGUGGGCUACGUCCCGGAGAAGUACCUGCAGCUGCCCUCGUCCAACAGCCUAAUGAGCAUGCUCCAGUCUCUGGCCGCCCUGGACGCUCGCUCCCACUCCUCCAGUAACUCUAUCGAGCCCGAGCUGGCCGAGUCAGAGCUGCACACGCCGGGCACACCUAUUGUCAACGGAAACUCCAGCGGUGUGUGCUUCGCCAAGGCCCUGUACGACUACGCGGGCCAGACAGGUGAGGAGCUCUCGUUCCCUGAGGGCGCCAUCAUCCGUGUGCUGAGCCGCGAGACCUAUGAGGAUGACGGUUUCUGGGAGGGCGAGUUCAAUGGCACUGUGGGUGUCUUCCCUGCCGUGCUUGUGGAGGACCUUCUGGCAGCGGGUGGUGCCGGUGGAGACAGCAAGAAUGGCGACAUCUCAGGAGAGGCCAGCAGCAAUCCGCAGGCAUCCCCCUCUCCUCUUUCUGAGUGCUCUCCACAGAGCCCCUUCCAUUUGGGCCCGUUCCACAGCAGCCCUUGUCAGAGCAGCCCCCUCCUGACCCCCACUCUGCCCUCGCCCCAGUCCAGCCCCUCCAGUGCCAGCUCCUCCCCCAUACCCCGCCCCCCCUCCAACGGCCACCAUAGGCCACCGCCCGUACCACUCAAAGGCCACUUGCAAAGUCCUGCCCAGAACUCCACCCAGCCCCCCAGGUACCCAACAGAUGGUGGUGCGGGGGGCACCAUUCGACCUGUCCGCGCUGCUCCGCCGCCCCCCAAGCCGCAGCAGCCUCGUGGCCAGGUGAAGAAGAGGGAGGAAGUGGAGAUCACGCUGGUGUAACGACGCUGCCGUGGCUGCUACCCACAACCAGAUCAGACCUGGUGGAUCCAGGUCCCUGACCGACUGACCCCCCCCCCCAGGGAGAGACAACAGGCUCCAGAGCCCCUGAACCAGCCAGGGGAUAUCCCCACUCCCCACCGGAGAGGCUCCAUGAGGUGGCCCGAAAUUUGGUUCGUCUCCCUCCACACAGUCCAAAGCCAGUAGGGCUGAAACGGUGUGCGGUGCGGAGAACCCAAAUAAUUGUGCAAUUGACACCGUAUCCAAAUUCCAACUCGACAUCCCAUUUUCUAGUUGUCUUUAUUAUUUUUCUCUGUUACCCAUCUUUUUCCUUGGUCUAUACCUCUUUUUCUCUGUGCUGUAUUCUAACACUGUGUUUUCUUGCUCUCUCUACCUCUUUCUCUUUUUCUCUCUCUGGCUAGCUCCCUCACCUUCAUAACUGGGCAUUGAGCAAUGGGGGGGGGUCUUGCCUUGUUGUUCGAGCAAGAUAUCGCCAUUGAAUUAUUAUACAACCAAGUUAUGCAAAUUUUGUGGGAGGAUUGUACAUCUGUCACAAUGUUUAAAAAAAAACACAGGUAAAGUCCAAGCCAGAUCUCUGUUUGGUUCUUGGUAGAUUGUGUUAUUUUUGUCUCCGCACAUUUCAGGGAAAUUGACAACACAGUAGAGGCGGGUAUCACUCCUGUACCUGAAAUAUGUCUUUAAAAAGUGUUUCCAACAUUUCAUAUACAAGGGAAAAGUGGCAAUUUUGGAGGGGUGUAAUUGUUUAAGAUAGGAAUAGCCCCAUUGAGGGCAAAAUCUGGGUCACACUGUGAAACUAGAACAAAACUGCCCCUGACACGUAAAUUACUACUCUUCUAAAUGUAUUUGUACAAUUUCCUUGUGUUAAAACUUGGGACAUUUCAAGAUUGCCAGGGGCAGUCUAUAGUGUGUGUGUAUGAGUAAAUGUAGACUAUUUUUUUGUGCUACUUUUUGUUGUAAAAACAAGGAUCUAACUAUGUUAUCAAAACUAAUCUAGGUGUAAACUAGCCAAUAAUGGUUGCUGGUGAGAAUAGUUUUUUCAGUCAGGAAUGCAGACUGGGUCGCAGUUCAAGACUGAAAGCAUCGCAAGAUGAUUUGCAGUUGUGCAUACCUUAAAGUUCCCGGAGGAGAAUCACCAUAGUUCCUAAUUACCUACAGGAAAUGUGAACUGACUGAAAUACUGAAGCACUUUUUUGAUAUUUUGUUAAUGCCCUUUUCAGUAUUGCUGCUUGGUCUCUCUCGUGGUUGCUGCAUUGUUUGUCUACUUUAGAAACAUUUUUUGCUCCAUCUAUAUCGGUAUGAGUAUUGUUCUCCUUGUGAAAUGCAUUUGAUUUAUGUCGCCAAAAAAUAUAUAAUUGUUUACGUUGGGAGGUAUAAUUGAUUUUAUUUGAUGUAUGCUUUUUAAUUGUAUCAUUUAAAUAUUAAUAGUUUACAGAGCUUUGAGAUGGAUAGCUGUGCAGCAAUUUUAGAAUAAGGAUAAAAACAUACGGAAACGUAUAAAUUGUUGAUCAUAGGAAAUCAAGAAUCUGUCAGCCACGUUGCUGUGUUCUCGUUGAUCUCCUUGAGAUUUGAAUGUCAAACUUAUUUUGAAGUUUACCCUGUUAUAUUGAAAAAGUACAUGCUGUUGUGAAAUACUUUGACACAACCAUGAAGUAGUUUUUUGUCAUUAUGUUCCUGAUUUUAUUUUCAGUAUCUUCAGAGAUACGGUAGAAACAAACGGCCCACUCUGAUGUAGCAUCUGCAGCAAUAGCAGAACAUCUAAAUUAUUUAAUUGGAUAUUAAGAAAAAUAUUUGUUAAAAUAAAUAUGGAUUAAAAUUUGCUGAAAUCA